ACCCCAGAGUUUCGGUGGUUUCCGGGGACGCUCUUUCUUUCUUCUCGCUGGAAAGUUGGAGGACCGGCGAGGGGUUGUUUGAGGUGCCGGCGGGCGGGCCGCGGCAGGCGGACUCUCCUUCCUACACCUCUUUGGUGCCGGGAGGCGGUCCGCUGGGCCGCUUUCCGCGCCGCUGUCGCUCUGGGUCCGGCUGACUCACGUGACCGACGCGGACUCUGGAGCGGCUGGCCGCACUGAGGAGGAGGAGGAGGAGGCGGUGGCGGCGGCGGCGGCGGCGGUGGCAAACGCAACCUGGGAGGUAGCGGCCUGGAUAGGGACCGGCCGGCUGCCCUCUCCGAUAAACGCGGCGGAGAGAAAAAUGGCGGAGGCUUCGGCGGCCGGGGCGGACACGGGCGCCGCUGUAGCCGCGCACCGAUUUUUCUGCCACUUUUGCAAAGGCGAGGUUAGCCCCAAACUACCGGAAUAUAUAUGCCCCAGAUGUGAAUCAGGCUUUAUUGAAGAAGUGACAGAUGAUUCCAGUUUUUUAGGUGGUGGCAGCAGCCGGAUAGACAAUAGCACAUCAACACAUUUUGCAGAGCUCUGGGACCAUUUGGAUCACACGAUGUUUUUCCAAGAUUUUAGACCAUUUCUAAGUAGCAAUCCACUGGACCAAGGUAAUAGAGCCAAUGAGAGGAGUCACCAAACUCACACUGAUUUCUGGGGACCAAGCAGGCCUCCACGGCUGCCAAUGACUCGGAGAUACAGGUCUCAAGGAAGUACUCGUCCUGACAGAUCUCCAGCUAUUGAAGGAAUAAUACAACAGAUCUUUGCAGGAUUCUUUGCAAAUUCUGCAAUUCCUGGAACCCCACUCCCUCUUUCUUGGAGCGGAAUGCUGCACUCCAACCCUGGGGACUAUGCCUGGGGUCAGACAGGGCUUGAUGCCAUUGUAACCCAGCUUUUAGGACAACUGGAAAACACAGGACCUCCACCAGCUGACAAGGAAAAAAUCACAUCUCUUCCAACAGUGACAGUAACUCAGGAACAAGUUGAUAUGGGUUUAGAAUGUCCAGUAUGCAAAGAAGAUUACACAGUUGAAGAGAAAGUCCGACAGUUACCCUGCAAUCAUUUCUUUCACAGCAGUUGCAUUGUGCCGUGGUUAGAACUGCAUGACACAUGUCCUGUAUGUAGGAAGAGCUUAAAUGGUGAGGACUCUACUCGGCAAACCCAGAGCUCUGAGGCCUCUGCAAGCAACAGAUUUAGCAGUGACAGUCAGCUACACGACCGAUGGACUUUCUGAAACUAAAGAUCACACCUGAACCAGGGCUGUCUGUGGUAGUCUUCUUACCAUAGUUGUAAAUUCUAUCAAAACAAAAAAAUAGUAGAUGGAUUUAGGAAUCACCCCCAACCCAUAAUAUUAAUGCAAUGAGUGUUUUUCUUCUCUAAAUUUAAAGUUAGUAUUUACUAACUUGGAAUUGUAUCUACAACCAAAUGCUUCUUAUUCCUGAAUUCAGAGUGAUAAUUUUUUUUAAGUGCGAAACUUAACUAUGUGGGUUUGCCCCUGCCUGAAUAGAAUCAGUUCCUUGAAGUCUAACUAGGGUCCUGCUAUCUGUCAUGUUGCCUUGUAAUAGAUAUUUCCACUUCCUUCUCAGCCUCAUACCCCGCCAUUAGUAUGUUUUACGUAAAUACAGAGGAACCAGAGCCCUAAAGUCCUGCUGACAUACAGUUCUAUUGUCUAUUGUACAAAAGCAUCUACUUUUGACCACAUUAGCAAUGAGGUGAUGUCAGGUUAACUCAGGAAUCUGAGACUAAUGAUUUUGUUUUGUUUUGAUCCUCAAAGAGCAAAUCAAAGAAAAAUUACGGUGGAAAGGAAAAAGUAACCUAUCAUAUACUUUAGUUUUCACAUUUUAAUUUUUAAAGACUGCUUAGUAGGUGCAGUUUCCCUAGAAAUGUGGCAUGUCUUGAGAAUCUUGUGUUGGUAGGAGUCUGAUUCUGGUUCCUUUUUGGGAAUGAGUUGGGCAGCAUGUAGACACAGAAAGACAGAUGUUUAAAAUUUUUUUUUUUUUAAUGAUCCUUAAUUCAUUGUUUACUGUUUGUGUCUUAAGGACCUUAAUAUAAUUUCUCUCAUAGAAAUAUAAUUAUUUCAUACUGCUUCUAUAUCCAGUUCACUGCUUUUGGUAAUUCAUUGCUCUUUAGGAAUUGAGAUUUUACCUGGUCUUUUAAUCUUUAAAGCCCAUUUUUCAUCUUUGAAACUUAUGUUCUGCUUUGAUUCUGGCUAUACUUAGAAUCAAACUGAUUAAUGUGAUCAUGCCCCAAACAACUUGGUCUGGAAGAGGUAGGCCUUACUUUUUAAGGUAGCAGUGUCCCAUACAUGUGCUCUUCAAGUGUUUAAAGUUGAAUAAAUGAAGAAAGAGUGUCAAGAAUGUUGUCCAAACUUCAAAGUCUUAAAAGGACACAGGGGGGACAUAUAACAGCUGUAGUGUAUCAAAAGGUGCAUUAAAAGUGGCACCAUUUAUAGGGCCAUAUCAGUUUUUCAUAGUUUAUAAUGAUCAGAACAAGAUCGCCACUCUUUGGUGAAUCUCUUUCUUGGCUAAGAGCCUUUCCUCAAUUUUUGUUGACUGUCACUGAUUUAGGGGUAAGGGAAGAGGGCUAAAGAUCUCUUUGAACUUUGGUAGAUGAUGGAGUUGGAAAGGGAAGAGAAAAGUGGGAGAGUAGCCUGCUGAACUUUAGCCUGACUCUAAAAGUUGUGACCAGAAGGUAUUUUCAGGUUGAACCCAGAGGGAAUAAAAGAUUUUUUUCUCAUAUGCUUCUCAUA
Molecule: messenger RNA, 2791 nt
Organism: Sciurus carolinensis (gray squirrel)
Lineage: Eukaryota; Metazoa; Chordata; Mammalia; Rodentia; Sciuridae
Gene: Rnf115
Product: ring finger protein 115
Exons: 9
Coding region: 359-1276 (305 amino acids)
Biological process (GO): protein ubiquitination; positive regulation of DNA-templated transcription; ubiquitin-dependent protein catabolic process
Cellular component (GO): nucleoplasm; cytoplasm
Molecular function (GO): ubiquitin protein ligase activity
Source: RefSeq, a predicted model, not a curated record